Lathyrus sativus (Indian pea) is the source of this 750-nucleotide messenger RNA. Lineage: Eukaryota; Viridiplantae; Streptophyta; Magnoliopsida; Fabales; Fabaceae. The record is from the annotation of a GenBank genome assembly.
AUGGCUGCCAAUUUCUGGACAUCAUCUCAUUACAAGCACCUUUUAGAUCAAGAAGAUGUGGAUAUGGUGAAUCCACUUGACAAAGAAAAGGGUCUCACUCUUGAGGAUUUUAAGCUCAUUAAGAUGCAUAUGUCUAAUUAUAUUCUGAAGUUGGCUCAACAAGUAAAAGUGAGGCAGAGGGUUGUUGCUACCGCAGUUACUUACAUGAGGCGUGUUUACACAAGGAAGAGUAUGACCGAAUAUGAUCCACGCCUGGUAGCUCCAACCUGCUUGUAUCUGGCAUCAAAAGCAGAAGAAAGCACAGUGCAGGCUAGGCUGCUUGUAUUUUACAUUAAGAAAUUAUAUGCUGAUGAUAAGUAUAGGUAUGAAAUCAAGGACAUACUUGAAAUGGAAAUGAAGAUUUUAGAAGCAUUGAACUAUUAUCUGGUUGUAUUCCACCCAUACCGUUCCCUCUCCGGGUUUCUUCAAGAUGCGGGUUUGAACGAUUUAAGCAUGACUCAACUAACUUGGGGGCUUGUUAAUGACACAUACAAGAUGGAUCUAAUGCUUGUACAUCCACCGCAUCUGAUUGCCUUAGCUUGCAUAUACAUUGCUAGUGUACUAAGGGAGAAAGACACCACUGUUUGGUACGAAGAACUUCGAGUUGAUAUGAAUGUGAUUAAGAACAUAUCAAUGGAGAUACUUGAUUUUUAUGAAAGCAACAGAAUGUUCACUGAUGAGAGAAUCAAUGCUGCUCUCCACAAGCUAUGA